AUGAAAAGUAACUUAAAUUCUAUCGAAAAUGCUAUUCAUUUUAGUGUAUGGAGUAUAGCUUGUCUUUAUUCUUUGUAUGAAUUGAUUAGAGCACAAACUGAUGUACUGGGAGGCUUCAAUAAUUUAGAAUACCCAUUGAGAGAUUUAAAUUCAGGAUGGAGAUUUAUUAGAAGACUGAAAGAUGAGUCUGAUGUUGAAUGGAGUACAUGGAAAUAUCUGAUACGAACUACAUGUGAAAGCGAUGAAGAAGUUUUUGUAAUGUUGUAUGCAGUUGCAUGGGUUGAAAUAAGAUGUAUUACUUUUUGUCUAGAUUAUGUUGAUAAAGUAGAAAAAUUGGAAUUUGCUGAAAAUGAAAAAUAUGUUGAAUUAUCAGCAUCUAAACAAUUUGUCAAUAUGUUCAGUUAUGUUUUGUACCUCCCAGUAUUAUUUGUUGGACCUAUUAUUGAUUAUGAGGCAUUUGAGAACAGUUUUCAAGUACAAAACCAAAACUUGAGAGACAGACUUAAAAGAUUCAUUUGGAAUAUGGCAUUAUAUGCAAUUUAUACACUGCUCCUGGAAUUUGCCUUUCACUACAUAUAUUUUAUUGCAAUGCAGAGUAAUUUAAAGGUUAUUACUUUGUUGCCAUCUUCAGCCCUAUGCGGAGGUGGAUUAUGGAUGGGUUUAGAAUUUCAUCUAAAAUAUGUCAUAUCAUACGGAACUACUACAUCUUUUGCGAGACUAGAUAACAUUGACCCACCUCCAACACCGAGAUGCAUAGCCAGAAUUCAUGUGUAUUCACAAAUGUGGAGGUAUUUUGAUGUUGGUCUGUACAGAUUUUUAUUCAAAUAUAUAUACACACCAGUAUACAACACAAUUAAAUAUUAUGUGACAAUGAACAAGAUGAUUUACAAGUUGAUAUCAUCACUUGUAACAUUUAUGUUCAUCUUUACAUGGCAUGGUACUGAUAUAGGAAAUUUAUAUUUUGGGUUAUUUAAGUCUCCAUCUUUGUAUAACUGUGCAAUGGCUUACAUUGCUUUGUACUGUUGUUGUCAUGUUGCUAUUGCUCUUAAAAAUGUGCCCUCUAGAACAGAUGUAAAGGAAAUAGACAGUAAGACUGUAUUCCACCUACACAUAGACUGA
Messenger RNA from Arctia plantaginis, 1119 nucleotides. The record is from the annotation of a GenBank genome assembly. Lineage: Eukaryota; Metazoa; Arthropoda; Insecta; Lepidoptera; Erebidae.